GGGAAUGUGAGAGGGAGUGAAAUGUAUCUGGACUCUACAGUCCAUUCUAGCUACGACAGGGGUAAAAUCGGUGGUGCCCUAGGGCAGGGUACCUUCCGUGCUGGGCAUUACAAUGGACCUUUGUAGUAGCAUCUAGGGCUAAACCCCCAAUCGACCUCGUCUCUCCUCUUCCCUUCCACCCAACCAACUGCCCCGAAAUUGACAAAAACCCAGUGAUUGCAACUAAAGACUCUUGAAAUCUGCAAUCUCAUCGCGAUAUAUAGGUUCGUAAUCGAACAACAGCCGCCGCUGUAUUAUGCCCGCAAUGGAGCUGUCAAAUUCGAACGAUAAUCCUGCUGAACAGUUCAAAAUCGAAGCCAAUGAAGCCUUCAAAGCACAUAAGUAUUCGCAUGCAAUUGAUCUCUAUACACGAGCGAUAGAGCUGGCCCCUGAGAAUGCCGUUUACUGGGCUAACCGUGCUUUUGCUCACACGAAAUUGGAGGAGUAUGGUAGCGCUAUACAGGAUGCUACUAAGGCUAUUGAGAUUAACCCUAGAUAUUCCAAGGGUUAUUAUAGACGUGGAGCUGCAUAUUUAGCAAUGGGGAAGUUUAAAGAUGCACUCAAGGACUUUCAGCAGGUCAAGAAAAUAUGUCCCAACGACCCUGAUGCUACAAAGAAAUUGAAAGAGUGUGAGAAAGCAGUGAUGAAGCUCAAGUUUGAAGAUGCAAUUUCAGCCCCUCAAUCUGAACGGCGCUCAGUUGCUGAUUUCAUUGACUACCGUUCCAUAGAAGUAGAGCCAAAGUAUACAGGUGCAAGGAUAGAGGGAGACAUUGUAACUUUAGAUUUUGUGAAGGCAAUGAUGGAAGAUUUCAAAAACCAGAAGAACUUACACAAAAGGUAUGCGUACCAAAUUGUGUUGCAGACAAGAGAAAUGCUCCGAUCAUUGCCCUCACUUGUUGACAUCAGUGUUCCUGAAGGGAAGCAUUUCACUGUAUGUGGUGAUGUACAUGGUCAGUUCUAUGACCUUUUAAAUAUAUUUGAGCUUAAUGGUCUUCCAUCUGAAGAUAAUCCGUACCUCUUUAAUGGUGACUUUGUUGAUAGAGGAUCUUUUUCUGUUGAAGUCAUAUUGACUUUAUUUGCUUUCAAAUGCAUGUCCCCAUCAGCAAUGUAUCUUGCUCGAGGAAAUCAUGAAAGCAAGAGCAUGAACAAAAUAUAUGGGUUUGAGGGAGAGGUCAGGUCCAAACUUAGUGAAAAGUUUGUUGAACUUUUUGCUGAAGUAUUCUGCUGUUUGCCCUUGGCUCAUGUGAUAAACGAAAAGAUCUUUGUUGUCCACGGAGGUCUUUUCAGUGUUGAUGGUGUUAAGCUCGCUGAUAUUAGGGCUAUUGACCGGUUUUGUGAGCCACCAGAAGAGGGAUUGAUGUGUGAGCUGCUGUGGAGUGAUCCACAACCUCAACCUGGAAGAGGUCCUAGUAAACGAGGUGUAGGCCUUGCAUUUGGUGGGGAUGUAACAAAAAGAUUUUUGGAAGAUAAUAAUCUUGACUUAGUUGUGCGGUCCCAUGAAGUAAAAGACAAAGGCUAUGAAAUUGACCAUGAUGGUAAACUCAUCACGGUCUUCUCUGCUCCUAACUACUGUGAUCAGAUGGGUAACGAAGGAGCUUUUAUCCGCUUUGAAUCCCCUGCUCUCAAGCCAAAUAUUGUUACAUUCUCAGCAGUGCCGCACCCUGAGGUCAUGCCGAUGGCCUAUGCCAACAACUUCCUUAGAAUGUUCUCAUAGCAGGUCCCUGAUCGGAUUAUGCAAGUUUUUGGUCAUCUUAUAGAACAGAGCAAGAAAAGAACUCAUGCUUCUAUAGAUGAUAUUUGUACUGUGGAUUUAUUGGACUGCCUGUAAGAAUACUUAAUUAGCUUUGUUUGUUUAGUUAGGUGGUGUUCCGUAGGCAGCCAGGCACACUUUUUUUUAAUGUUUUUUUUUAAAAAUUUGUUUUGUAGGCAGCUCAUUGCCAUGUAUGCUGUAAGGUUGUCUUGUUUCUAUUACGUUUAUUUUUGCAAAUUCAAUUUAGUUCACGAAUUAUUUUCUUUCUCUUGUUUGAGACAAAAUGGAUUAACCCAAAUUACUGUGCUAAUCAACAAGGUUGCGUUUA
Cuscuta campestris is the source of this 2117-nucleotide messenger RNA. The record is from the annotation of a GenBank genome assembly. NCBI's taxonomy places the organism in Eukaryota, Viridiplantae, Streptophyta, Magnoliopsida, Solanales, Convolvulaceae.